This is a messenger RNA of Brassica rapa (field mustard), 5515 nucleotides long. RefSeq names its product GDP-mannose transporter GONST5. Lineage: Eukaryota; Viridiplantae; Streptophyta; Magnoliopsida; Brassicales; Brassicaceae. The record is from RefSeq and is a predicted model, not a curated record.
CGUAACAAAUGAGAUGUGCUUUAGGUCUGAAAUUGAAGCUUUGUAAUAUAUAUCAAAUGUUGAAAAAGAAAUAUAAAUCAAAUAUUAUAUAUAUUGCAUUACUAUUCCCAAGUAAAUAAGCCUUUUAGUUGCCCGAAAGAAACAAAAGUGAAAAAAAAGGACAAGCCUUUAUAUACGAUUUGAUUUUAAUUAGUAUCUAAUCUACAAUCCAUUAAAUAGGCUGAUUUAUUUCAAUUAGUAGAUCCUACGGACAUCAUAAUUUGCAGAUACUGACAUAAUCCAUUAUUUUUUUUAUUUUUGAGCCAAGUUUUUGGUGUAAGUCAUGCAUCGGCUUAUCAAAGAACAUAUCUCGAGUUUAUUUCUGUAAAAAAAAAAUUAAAGUUUCAUGUAUUAAAAGUAUUUAUGACAUCACUAACCGAUUUCAGUAUCAACUAUCAAGGAACAUUGAUUCAGCAGGGUAAUUAAUAAUUUGUAUCACUUUAUUGUAUCAAUUUACCGAUUAGAGGAAGAGAGUCCCCAUCUUCUUGCCAGAUAUACAAUUAAACAGAUACUUGACGAUGGAUGAUUGAUCGCAUGUGGAUCCGUGGCAUGUGCAUCAGAUAGUAUUAUUUAAAACUAAUCAAUAAUCUAGAAAAAUAAAUAGAGAGAAUAAUAUUACUCAGUAUUCGAAACUCAGAAAAUCUAUAUUCUUCUUUCUUUUUCUGUUUAAGGAGUUUGGACGUUCUGGCCGAGAAACAUCCACUUGUAGUAUCCGAAACUCAGAAGAGAAUGUAUCCGAAAUGCAAGGGACCUACCAAGACAAGUCAUCAUUCUUUGAUAUGUAUGAGUGAUUUUGGAGGUCUCUCUCUAUUCUCGACAUGUAAUUAAAUUCUUUGUCUACACACCUUAACUUCAAACUUUUAUUUGGCAGCUAUAAAAAUUUACUUCAAAUUCCAUUCGUUUUUAUUUGUUAAUCUUAAAACCAAAUUUGAUUCGACAAAACUCUACUAUCGUACCAUAUUACCAUGUUUGGUUUAUAUGAAAAAAAUAAAACACCUCUAGUUAUAAUCUCUUUUGAUAGGACAUUUUGAUAGGACAUCAGCGCAAACGUUGAAGCUCUGGAAAUAAUUCCAUUAAAACUAUUAGUCAAAAACGUGUUGCAGCAAAUACGUAUAGAUAAAUUUCUUAGGAUAGGUUUUUUUAAUUUUUUAUUACAAAAAUAACAUUCAAUGAAAAAAUAAUCAAAAAAUAAUUUUUAAAUUGUAAAAAUAUAAUUUUUAGAUUUAGAAUUUAGAGUUAAAGUGUGGAGUUUUGACGAUAGAAUUUUAAAUUUUAAAAAAAAAAUAUAUUAACACUUCCAAAAUGAAAAUGAACUGUUUUGGUCAUUUUUUAUUGAAUGUUAUUUUUUGUGACAAAACUUAAAAAUGAUUAUUUGAGAGAAUUCCAAUACAUAUAUGUUAUAUUAAUCUAAUUCAUUUUCCACACAAACCCUUGGAAGAAGAUGAAACUUAACCACAAAUAAGAUUAUCGAUCAAAAACAAAAGAUUAUCAAUCGAUAUUUUAACCUUGAUAACAUCACCUUCCUUCCUCUCUUCUAGUUAUGAUGAAUGCCAAAGAAAUUAUCUUGUUAAUAAUUUAUAUGAUCUUGAUGUUUGUCUAGAUGGAUAGUAUUUUGAUAAUCUAAUUUUUUAAAAUGUCUAGAGAUUCUGGGUCUGAAAACUCAUAUAUCUUUUAGGGAGACCCAAACCAUUUUAAAUUAACUAUUUUUAUGAGAGCAAAACGUAAUUUUGAUAGAUAUAAACACAACUUCAUCAUGUUAAAGUUUCAGUUAGAAACUCAAAAUCAGUUGACUCGUGUGUUUAUAAAGAUUGAUUUAAUUUAGGUCAUAUAUUAUUUCCGCGCGAGAAUUAUUAAGUUUGCUUCUCGAAUACAAAUGGCUAUCUCACAUCACAUGGGCAAAAUCUGCACUAUCAAGACCACAUAUCGCUUCAUCUUCACUUCUUUCUUCUUUGAGCGAAACAAAAAUCAGAUUUAUCUUAGGGAUUGAUGAAACUUCCCCCUAUUCGCUAAUGAUCUUGAAAAUUGCUCAAAUUUAAGUAUUCUAUUUGUCUUCGCAAACUCGAAAUCACGUGCUUAUCCAACAAAUGGGGAAUAAGUAAUAAUUAGAAUUAAAGUUUGGGAGCUAGAUUGACCUAAUCCAUAAAGUUGGGGGUCAGGGGUGUGAGAACAUAAAAGGUAUCCAUUUUACGUGUGGGUCAAGAUUUUUGAGCGUUCACGUGAUCUAAAAAAGGAGAAGGAAGAGACAGGCUUCAAUAUCAAGAGCUAAAAAACCCUCAACACUUGAAAUAAGACAUUGGCAGGUGAUGUGAUUGUGUAGUGAUGAGUUUCAAUGUAUCAUCGCUUUUUCAAUAAGGCCAUCCCACAUACUUCCUUUACACUAUACGACUCGCAAUUAUCAAAGUUAUUAUGUCUUUAACCAAUACAUCCAUAUAUAUCGGCAUAUGACUUCGUCAUCAGUGCUUUCAACCCGAUAUGGGACCUUUUCGAUCCGUGACAUAAAAGAAUGUCCAGGGCUCAACUUUUUUAUGCUGAUUUUGUGAAAACUAAGAGAUAUAAUAGUACUAGAAGAACAAUCUGAAGUGGUUAAAAUCUCUAACAAAAAUUCAUAAGAUUUUGUUCAAGAUUAUUUUUUAGUUUAAAUUGAUCAAUUUAAUUACAUAUGUAAUUCACUUGUAAGAAAUUACCUAAAACUAUCGGAGUGAUUUGAUACAUUGAUCCAAAGAAUAAGUGUUAUAAUGUUGAUCGAUUUUUUUUUUGGGUGGUGGGAUCAUAAUAUUGCAGUUAUUUACUUGCAAUAUAGAUACAGUAAAUCUACAUACUGUAUAAAUACCAUUUCCUAAACACAACGCUAUGCCUGAACAUAUAUUUUAAUAAGUUUUUCUUAAAAUCAAAAUAGAUUUCAACUAUUUACUGCUGCCUGGUUAAUUCGCUACAAAUCUUGCUCACUCCACUCCUUGGUAAUGGUAGAUUUUCACAUGGCUACAUAGUACAUUCCAUGUAAUAUAGGAUCUUAUCGAUUUUAAAGAAAAUGAAAGUAGUCAUACAAGGUUAUCUAGAGAACACAUAAAUAAAUAAACUUUAUGAUAUAGAAAGGAAAAGUAAAAUAAACUAAAAAGAGUUAGCACAUGGGAGGAAUGGGAAUCUUUGGAUAGUAUUCAAUUCAUGUUCUUGUUAUGGAGCCUCUAUAGUAUGGGCAUAAUAUAUCUGUUGGUCACUUUUCUGUUUUCAGUUUGAAUUUUUUUUCCUUCUAAUCCUAUAGUUUUUUUUGUGUUAAAGUGUUUUUAAAUUCAAGCUUUUAGCAUCACAUGGGAAACACACAAGAAAACAAUAGGAUAAGACGACAGUAGCGAUCGAGAUCAGACGAUUAUGUCUAUUUUGAUCUCUAGAGUCUAGAGAUGUUCUGUCUGUGUCUCAGCUUAACUGAUUUACAUCAGAAAUCGUUAAGUUAUUAUUCAAUUCAAUAUUACUCACCAAAGUAUCUUUUCUCAGCGAGUUUGUGUAUGAUCUACUGUUUUUUCGAGCCUAGAACACUAUCAGUUGUUGCCAAGUCUAAUGAAGUUUCUUUUCAGUUAAAAAUUAAGUUCCUUCUUUCGGACAACAGUUAGAACUUGUAUUUCUUUUCUUCUAUUUUUAAAUUAUAAGUUGUAACCACUGAAUUGGUUUAAUAUUUUUAUUAAAUAACGAAGCAUUAAAGAGGGAAAGUUUCUUUAAUCACAAGGAAACCUACGUAAGAGCAAAACAUUAUUUUCAUGGCAACAAGAAAGAGAAACGUUUAACAUUGAUGAAGACAAGUGAAGAGAAUCCGAAACAAAUCGCAUGGAAGCAAAGCUAUACCGUUACUCUCUUCCCUAUUUAGCUUCUCAUUAGCCACCUUCCUAAAUGCUCCUCUCUUCUCUCUGAUUCAUUUUGACGGAGUUAGAGAGAGUGAGAAAAGGGAUGAUGGAAGAAGGUAGUCUCUGGCAUCAAUGGAGCAUGAUCAGAUCUCUGUUAGCCAUUCUUCAAUGGUGGGGUUUCAACGUUACCGUUAUCAUCAUGAACAAAUGGAUCUUCCAGAAACUGGAUUUCAAGUUUCCAUUGUCGGUUUCAUGCGUUCAUUUCAUAUGUUCAUCGAUCGGAGCAUACAUUGUGAUCAAAGUCCUCAAGAUUAAGCCAUUGAUCGUGGUUGAUCCAGAAGACCGGUGGAAGAGGAUCUUCCCAAUGUCAUUCGUCUUCUGUAUCAACAUUGUGUUGGGAAACAUCAGUCUUAGAUACAUCCCUGUCUCUUUCAUGCAGACAAUCAAAUCCUUCACUCCAGCAACAACAGGUUUUCUUUUAGAAGACUUGCGCAACAAGAAACACAAUGAUCUUUUAUGUUCUGUUCUGAUUGUUUUUUUUUGUGUGAGGGAAGUUGUGUUACAGUGGUUGGUAUGGAGGAAAUAUUUCGAUUGGCGUAUUUGGGCGUCGUUAGUUCCCAUUGUUGGAGGGAUUCUUCUGACUUCUAUUACAGAGCUUAGCUUUAACGUGUUUGGUUUCUGUGCUGCUUUGUUUGGAUGUUUAGCUACCUCUACUAAGACCAUUCUUGCUGAAUCUCUUCUUCAUGGAUACAAGUUUGACAGCAUCAACACGGUGUACUAUAUGGCUCCUUUUGCGACCAUGAUUCUUGGAGUACCAGCGUUUCUACUCGAAGGUAACGGAAUCUUGGAUUGGUUUGAAGCACACCCGUCUCCAUGGUCGGCUCUCGUCAUUAUUCUCAGCUCAGGUGUUGUAGCUUUCUGUUUAAACUUCUCAAUCUUCUAUGUCAUUCACUCCACAACAGCAGUCACAUUUAAUGUAGCUGGUAACCUUAAGGUUGCGGUGGCUGUUCUGAUUUCAUGGAUGAUAUUCCGAAACCCAAUAUCACCGAUGAACGCUGUUGGGUGCGGAAUCACACUCGUGGGAUGCACGUUUUAUGGAUAUGUAAGUCAUUUGCUUUCUCAGCAACAACCGGGGACUCCUAGGACUCCUUGUACACCAAGGAACAAGAUGGAACUCAUGAUCCCUCUUGUUAAUGAUAAAGUUGAGGGUAAAGUUUGAACAUGCAACUUGUGUAGUUGAAUUCUUCAAGCCUAGACCUACUUUUGAAAGCCAAAUAAAAGGAAAAGAGAAAAGAUUUAGAUUUAAUAUUGAACCUCCUCAAUAAAGCAUUACCCUUUUUGUAUUCAUUUAUGCUACUUUAUUUCCCAACAAAAAUCGGCUCUAAAAUUUAUAGAACUCGAAAACAAUUAACGCAAUAGAUCGGAGCUACCAUGCAGCGUGUGUUACUGACUGAAUACUUCAAGUCAUAGAGCAACUGUUGAAAGCCAAAUAAAAAGAAAAGAAAAAUGAUUUAGAUUUAAUAUUGAACAUCCUCAAUAAAGCAUAUGCCCAUUUUGUAUUCAGUUUUGCUAAUGAUUUCACCUUACUUUAUUUUACUAACUAAAAUCGGCUCUAAAAUUUAUAGAACUCGAAAACAAUUAAC